GAAAGGAUGCUGCUUGCGGUUCUCUUCACGAACACCGAGGGCAACAUCCUCGUUGAACGCUUUCAGGGAGUUCCUACAGAGGAGAGACUCCAUUGGCGAUCUUUUCUAGUAAAGCUAGGAGCAGAUAAUCUAAGAAGAGCUAAAAAUGAAGAACUUUUUGUUGCUUCUCACAAGUCUGUUUAUAUUGUGUAUACCAUGCUUGGAGAUGUCUCAAUUUACGUUGUUGGCAAGGAUGAGUAUGAUGAAUUAACUUUGUCCGAAGUUAUCUAUGUGAUAACCUCCUCCGUGAAGGAUGCAUGUGGUAAGCCUCCUACGGAACGCCUAUUCCUUGACAAGUAUGGAAAAAUUUGCCUAUGUCUGGAUGAAAUAGUUUGGAAGGGGCUGCUGGAGAACACUGAUAAGAGCAGAAUCCGACGUCUGACAAGGUUAAAGCCUCCUACUGAUGUCUGAAAGAUCAAUGUCUCUCCUACUGGCAUGAUCAAGGGGACAUCGAUGCAAGAAAAUAGAAAUGGAUUGAUAUAAAUCUUAGCUUUCUAGGAGAUGCAAUCUUUCACAGUUGUGCUUCAGAUUUCUUCCAAAUCCACAUCAGCACACAUUUAACUUUCCUGGAUCAUUUUAUUACAUGCUACUUUUGUCAAGAUCCAUAUAUUGUUGACACUUUGAUCAUAGUAGGGCCAAAGAGAAACUCAAUAUACCAAAGUAUCAAUUUGCUCUUCUUUUAGUGAACCAUUUUGCAAGAGAAGUGAAUUACUUGAGAGUAUUAAUGUGAUUUA
Messenger RNA from Musa acuminata subsp. malaccensis (wild Malaysian banana), 773 nucleotides. RefSeq lists its product as uncharacterized. Gene Ontology annotation, cellular component: COPI vesicle coat. The record is from RefSeq and is a predicted model, not a curated record. NCBI's taxonomy places the organism in Eukaryota, Viridiplantae, Streptophyta, Magnoliopsida, Zingiberales, Musaceae. Gene Ontology annotation, biological process: retrograde vesicle-mediated transport, Golgi to endoplasmic reticulum; intra-Golgi vesicle-mediated transport; intracellular protein transport.